Messenger RNA from Fukomys damarensis (Damara mole-rat), 1008 nucleotides. Its product is annotated as inactive ubiquitin thioesterase OTULINL-like. NCBI's taxonomy places the organism in Eukaryota, Metazoa, Chordata, Mammalia, Rodentia, Bathyergidae. Gene Ontology annotation, molecular function: cysteine-type deubiquitinase activity. Gene Ontology annotation, cellular component: cytoplasm. The record is from RefSeq and is a predicted model, not a curated record. Gene Ontology annotation, biological process: protein linear deubiquitination.
AUGAAGCCCAUGGUCCGGGGUGGACGGACCCACAGGUGGAGACUGUUCGCUCCCCACAUCACAGCCUGGGAUCGGCCUCGCGCCACCACUGCAGGAAGUGACUGAGUUCACUCCGGGACAGUAGUUCUCAGCCAGGCCCUAGAUGCUGCCUGGCACAUAGCCAAGGGCUCUGUGAUGAUGGCCGUGUCGCCCCUGGUGGCCACCCUCUGUUACUUCGGGAGGCUGCAGUUGUAUUUAGGACACCGGCUGAAAUGGUGGAUUGGCUAUCUGCAGAGAAAAUUCAAAAGGAACCUCAGUGAGGCUGAAGUUGAUCUGCUGAGUUAUUGCUCAAAAGAAUGGAAAGGAGAAACGCCCUGUGACAAACAGAGGAGGAAGCAUAUGAGAAAGCUUCUUGGAAAACCGCUGUUUUCACAAGAUUGUAAUUGGAUCCAGCAGUAUAGUUUGGGUCCUGAGAUGUAUACAGGUGCAAAUGUGUUUGGAAAAGUACGUGAAUGUGUAGAAUUGUUGAAAAUGCAGUGGACUGAAUUUAGUGGAAUUAAGGAUUAUCACAAGAGAGGCAGCAAGUGCAACAUCCUUUUUGCUUUAUUUUGUUUUGUUUCCAUCCUGGAACACAAGCUUAACGAAGCUUUCAAGUUCAUCAUGCUGAAUCAAGUCACCGAAGUUUAUGAACAAAUGAAGACUAACAAGAUCAUUCGCAGUCUUUCUAGGCUCUUGUUUCCCAGAGAGGCAUCAUCAGAUCCUUGGAGCUUCAUGAUGAGUCACCUGAAUUCUGUAGGUGACGUGUGUGCAUUAAAGCAGAUGGAUAUGUUCAUACUGGGCUACUCCCUUGAAGUGAAGAUAAAAGUGUCCUGUCUGUUCAAGUUCAACUCCAGAGACUUUGCAGUGUGCUACCUGGAGGAGCCUCACCAGGAGCAGCCUGAGAUCUCCCUGCUGACUGAAAUCGACCGUCACUACCACAUUCCUGUCUUUCAAAUCUGCCAUGAGCUGGGCACCAGCUCUUGCCAGUGA